Coregonus clupeaformis (lake whitefish) is the source of this 1590-nucleotide messenger RNA. RefSeq lists its product as uncharacterized. Lineage: Eukaryota; Metazoa; Chordata; Actinopteri; Salmoniformes; Salmonidae. The coding region runs from base 32 to 1507 and encodes 491 amino acids. The record is from RefSeq and is a predicted model, not a curated record. The transcript has 4 exons.
CAAGUCCUUGACGGAUGAAACAAGACGCAAAAUGGUGAACAUGCUGGCAGCUGACAUGACAGAAAUGAAUGGUACAUCUCCACCCAGACAGGUGAAAGAAAUGUAUGCCAAAGGAAUAGUGACCUUAUUCCCGUACCUCAGUGACCCAUUCUCUAAGAAUGGCUAUGAGCAUUAUUAUGAUGGCGAGAGUGGAACUGGGUACUUGGCCUGGAGGAUUAAAACUAUUCAGAGAGGCACCGCCAAAGACAGGCGAUCAUCAUUCGGAGAAUCAGCCAAAGGAUCAACUGGUGAAGACAUGUCUGGAGGACCGACUGUCAGACGAGAAUCCCAGUUUGUUCCAGAGACUGCCCUGACUGAUGAUGAGUGCAACAAAGCAAUCUCACUGAUGAAACAUUCUGCUGAUGCAGACACAAUCAAGAAGAAAAUGGAACUGACGUUUGUGUAUCGCCGCAAAAUGAUCCUCGACCCCCAGCAGUCAAGCAACAUACUGUCUGAGUUUCCACGUUUUAAAGACGUCAAAAGCUUGGUAAUUAUGUUAUUCCUAAAUGCUGAACAACUGGCUGGUAGAAUACAUGCUUUUGACUAUGGAUACAAUCAGCAGCGAAACCGUCCACCUAGAGUAAAGUUGUUUGAUGGAAGUAAUGAUUUGGGGUUGAAUGCUAUACAGUCUUGGUGCUUAUUACGUAAUAUGCCUUUGCUAUUUGGUGAUUUAAUACAGUCAGAUGACCAGCACUGGCAUCUUCUACUUUUGCUUCUACACAUUGUUAACAUUGUAUUUUCCCCAGUCCUUACAGAAGGCAUGACCAUUUACCUCAAACAUUUAAUCAUUGAUCAUCAUCAGCUCUUCAAGCAGUUGUUUCCUGCAAUCAAUCUCUUACCAAAGCAUCACUUCAUGAUUCAUUACCCUCGUAAUAUAAAAAACAUCGGCCCAGUUCUGCACAUGUGGUGCAUGCGUUAUGAAGCUAAACAUAAUUUUUUUAAGAAGCAAUUAAAAAGCUUUAAAAAUGUAACAAAAACAUUAGCCAAAAAGCACCAAAGUUGUAUGGCAAUGUAUCGAGAGUCCUUUAGCAAGGAAAGAUUAACUUUAGGUUCGGGGAAGAUGGUAACACUUAGUGAGCUCAAAGAAGGUCCCGAGAUUGCUUUAAAAUGUGGGUCUGUAUUGUCUACCAGUGUGUUUUCUGCCAAGUGGAUCAAACAUCAUGGUACAGAGUACCGCCGUGACUUCAUUAUCUGUACUGAGGUAGCAUUUGAGAUGCCUGUAUUUUGUAAAAUCAAAAUUAUUGCUGUGAAAGAUGACUGUGUAUUGCUCUGUGGAAAACUGAUGGAAACAGUGUGUUUUGAUUACCAUUACUAUGCCUUUAAGGUCAGGAUGCAUCCAGACAGGGUUCAAAAGGUGAUCAACAUUACUGAACUGUGUUACUUUAAACCUUUUGAUGUUCAAAUGAAGUAUGGAACGACAGAUUCCUCCUUGUAUGUUGUUCCCUAUUGCCAUUUUAUGGAAACCUAAGGUCAAUGUUUUAAAAAGGGAUUUGUAUUCUUAAUAUAUUUUAGCCUGACAUAGUUGAGCUGUUAAUAAAAAUUUGAAAUGCA